Molecule: messenger RNA, 1839 nt
Organism: Colletotrichum orchidophilum
Lineage: Eukaryota; Fungi; Ascomycota; Sordariomycetes; Glomerellales; Glomerellaceae
Product: ABC transporter
Exons: 3
Coding region: 1-1839 (612 amino acids)
Molecular function (GO): ATP binding; ATP hydrolysis activity
Source: RefSeq, a predicted model, not a curated record
AUGGUUUCCUCUUCCAAGGAGAAGAGACUCGCCAAGAAGGCCGCCGAGGGCAAGCUCGACAAGAAGAAGGGCUCUAAGAAUGUCAGCACGACUGCCUCUUCGGUGAACGGCGAUGAGCCCGCCACUGGCGCAAAUGACGCGGAAGAAAUCAAGCGCCUCGCCGAUCAGAUGGACAAGCACGGCAUUUCUGACCGUGUCACCACCGGUGUCCUGUCAUCUACCCAGGCCAGCAAAGACGUCAAGAUUACCAGCGCCUCGCUCGUCUUCCACGGCCGUGUCCUUUUCAACGACACUACCCUCGAGUUGUCCUACGGACGCCGAUACGGUCUCCUGGGUGAGAACGGUUGCGGAAAGUCAACCCUUCUCAAGGCCAUCGCCGCCCGCGAGUUCCCCAUCCCUGAGCAUAUCGACAUCUACCUGUUGAACGAGGGUGCUCCUCCCACCGAGCUCGGUGCCCUUGAGUGGGUCGUUACCGAGGCCGAGCGUGAGAUGGAACGCCUCGACAAGUUGGCCGAGAAGAUUCUUGAGGACGAGGGCCCCGAGAGCCCUGUCCUUAUGGACCUGUACGAGCACAUGGAGAAGAUGGACCCCGCCACCUUCUCUACCCGCGCCUCCCUCAUCCUGACGGGUCUGGGUUUCAACAAGGUCACCAUCCACAAGAAGACCAAGGACAUGUCUGGUGGCUGGAGAAUGCGUGUCGCCCUCGCCAAGGCUCUGUUCGUCAAGCCCUCGCUGCUGUUGCUCGACGACCCCACUGCCCAUUUGGAUCUCGAGGCCUGCGUGUGGCUCGAGGAGUACCUCAAGAAGUGGGACCGUACCUUGGUCCUCGUUUCCCACUCCAUGGAUUUCCUUAACGGUGUGUGCAACACCAUGGUUGACAUGCGUGGAAAGCAGCUCCUGUACUACGGUGGUAACUACGACAUUUACAACAGAACCCGUACCGAGCAGGAGACGAACCAGAUGAAGGCGUACCAGAAGCAGCAGGACGAAAUUGUGCACAUCAAGAAGUUCAUUGCCAGCGCUGGUACCUACGCCAACUUGGUCAGACAGGCCAAGUCCCGUCAGAAGAUUCUCGACAAGAUGGAGGCCGACGGCUUCAUCCAACCCGUCAUCCCCGACAAGGUCUUCACUUUCCGUUUCGCCGAUGUCGAGAAGCUUCCCCCUCCCGUCCUGUCCUUCGACGACGUCACCUUCUCCUACUCUGGCGACCCCAAGGACGACCUGUACCGCAACAUCGACCUCGGUUUCGAUAUGGACUCCCGUACCGCUCUUGUCGGCCCCAACGGUGUCGGCAAGUCUACCCUGCUGCGCCUGAUGACCGGCAAGCUCUCCCCCACCGCCGGUUCCGUCACCCGCCACACCCACUUGAAGCUUGGCCUGUACUCCCAGCACAGCGCUGAGCAGCUCGACCUGACCAAGUCCGCCCUGGACUUCGUCCGCGAGAAGUACUCAGAGAAGUCCCAGGACUACCAGUACUGGCGCCAGCAGCUUGGCCGCUACGGUCUGACUGGUGAGGCCCAGACCUCCCUCAUCGGCACCCUGUCCGACGGACAAAAGUCCCGUAUCGUCUUUGCCCUUCUCGCCAUUGAGUCUCCCAACAUGCUGUUGCUCGACGAGCCUACCAACGGUCUGGAUAUUCCCACCAUCGACUCUUUGGCCGAUGCCAUCAACGCCUUCAGCGGUGGUGUUAUUGUCGUGUCCCACGACUUCAGACUUUUGGACAAGAUUGCCAAGCAGAUUCUCGUGUGCGAGGACAGGACGAUCAAGCCCUGGGGCGACUCGAUUGGAGCGUACAAGAACUACCUGCGCAAGAAGAUGGUGUCCGCCGGCGCUGUCUAA